This is a messenger RNA of Salvia hispanica, 1901 nucleotides long. Its product is annotated as guanine nucleotide-binding protein-like NSN1. Gene Ontology annotation, molecular function: GTP binding. Gene Ontology annotation, cellular component: nucleolus. Lineage: Eukaryota; Viridiplantae; Streptophyta; Magnoliopsida; Lamiales; Lamiaceae. The record is from RefSeq and is a predicted model, not a curated record.
CUACUCUUCAAAAUUUAGGGCUGCGUUAGUUGUGUCUCCCGCCCCACGCCGCCGCCCAUUCACCAGUCGCCGGUCAUGGCCAAGUGUAACAAAAAGAGCAAGAGCAAUCGGGUACCGCUGAGGAAGAAGCACAAGAUUAUACGCAAGUUGAAGGAGCACCAGAAGAAGAAAGCCAAAGAGGCUAAGAAAUUGGAAAUCAACAAAAAGCCCAAACUCGACAAGGAUCCCGCCAACGAAUUGCCUCUCAACGAGGAGGAGCUCAAGGCCCUCAGUGACCGCCGCCAGCGCGCACGUGAGGAGCUCGCCGCAAAUCAAAAGGAGAGGGUUCAGAAAAGAAAAUUGGGGGUUUUUGAUGAUGAAGAAAUUGGAGGAGAUGAGAAUCCUAGUGGUGUUACUAGGAAAGUAGAUAAUUCCGAGAAGGCAUUUUACAAGGAGUUAGUGAAAGUUAUUGAGGCUUCUGAUGUCAUAUUGGAGGUUCUUGAUGCUCGGGAUCCCCUUGGUACUCGCUCUGUUGACAUGGAAAAGAUGGUGUUGAGCGCCGGGCCUGAUAAGCAUUUAGUUCUCCUCCUAAAUAAAAUAGAUCUUGUUCCACGGGAGUCUGCAGAGAAGUGGCUCAAGUAUCUUAGGGAGGAGUUACCUGCAGUUGCUUUUAAAUGCAGCACCCAAGAACAGAAGUCAAAUCUUGGUUGGAAAUCAGCUCCAAAGGCUGGAAAGACGAAGAAUCUUCUGCAAACAAGUGACUGUCUAGGGGCUGAAACUCUUAUUAAAUUGCUGAAAAACUACUCAAGAAGUCAUGAUAUAAAGAAAUCAAUUACUGUGGGGAUCAUAGGACUCCCUAAUGUUGGUAAAAGUAGUAUAAUCAAUAGCUUGAAAAGAUCACAUGUGGUCAAUGUUGGAGCUACUCCGGGGUUGACAAGAUCUAUGCAAGAGGUUCAUCUGGACAAAAAUGUUAAGUUAUUGGACUGCCCUGGUGUUGUGAUGCUUAAAUCAGCAGCAAAUGAUGCAACAGUUGCUCUUCGAAAUUGCAAAAGAAUUGAAAAAUUGGAUGAUCCAGUAGGUCCUGUUAAGGAAAUCCUCAAGCUUUGUCCGGAGCAAGUAUUGGUAACUCUUUACAAAGUGCCAAGUUUUGAUUCUGUUGAUGACUUCCUUCAGAAGGUUGCUAUGGCAAGGGGAAAGUUCAAAAAGGGUGGUGUUGUAGAUAUUGAUGUUACUGCCAGAAUCGUUUUGCACGACUGGAAUGAAGGUAAAAUCCCAUAUUAUACGAUGCCUCCCAAAAGGAAUGCAGAUGAGCCUUCCGAGGCAAGGAUUGUCAGUGAACUAGGGAAGGAGUUUAACAUAGAUGAAGUUUAUGGCAGCGAAUCAACGAUUAUAGGCAGUUUAAAAUCCGUGAAUGAGUUCAUUCCUGUUGAAGGUGCUCCAACAUGCCCUCUGAAUUUCGAUAUGGUUAUGCCUGAGGACAAUCAAGGCAAUGAUGGUGGUGAUCAGCCCAUGGAAUCCGGAGAAGACGCUACUAAUGUAUCUGUAGAGGAGAAAUCAAAAUCUGCAACUACGAGGCAGAAUGAAAAGCUCUAUGCUGAGGAAGGGAUGCUAAAUACAAGGAUGAGAAAAGCAGAUAAGAAAAGGCGGAAAAAGGAACAGACGAGUACAAUGGAACACGAUGAGUACGAGUUCAAGGUCGGCUACGUGAAGGAAUCCUCCGCCAUGGAAACUGGAGACGAGGACAAAAGUCACUCAACAAAGAAAAACAGAUUCGAGCUACCUUGUGGGCUAGACUUGGAUGAUGAAUAGCUAAAAAAAGGAACAAAUUUUGAAGCACAAUUUUGAAGACAUUUUGUAAGAGUUUUCUUGUUUUAAUGUAUUGUAGAAACAUGUGAAUUUUUUAUACAUGCUUUAGUUGCCAA